AGAUUGAAUAGGGACAAAGUGUUGGUAGAACUAGAGUCUGUAUCAACUUUAUUGUUACGGAUAAGAGUUGGGAUUUUGGAUUUUUGUAUCUAGGGGAGUGAGUUUGAUGAGAACAAAAUUUAAUGCAGAAAAGGCUUGGUGGGGCUACAAAUAGCAAAGCAAAUAGGUGCAAAAUCACAAGAGCAAAAGAAACAAGACAAGUGCAAGUUACAAAAAAUGGCUUCUGCUCCUUCUCAGACUAAUUUCCAGCGAUUGCUUCGUGCUCUCACUCCUACUGUGCGUCCUAGACCAAUCCCCAGGGCCUAUGUGGAGGGAUGGAACAAAACAUGGAACCCUUUAGGCCAGCCAAUAACUCAAUACUACAGUUUAGGUGAUCUCUGGUAUUCUUUCGAGAAAUGGAGUGCCUGCGGUACUGGAACAAGGAUUGAAAAUCCUGGUGGCGAAGACGUGAUGCACUAUUUUGUUCCAAAGCUAUCUGCAAUUCAAAUUUUUACCACCAAAUCCCUUGACAAAUUAAGGAUCCUGAAAAUCAAAGACAUCAAAGAUAUCGAUGGACUAGAGGCUGAGCUUUGGAGUGACGAAAGUGAUGGUGAGAAGUCGUCGGGUUCUCCUAGCAAUGACUCUAGCAAUGCUUGGGAAGUUACUGCUGAUGACUGGGGCAAUGACUAUGAGGAUCCACCGCUGUACAGGAGAAACUUCAGGAACCUUUAUUUUGGGGCAGAGGACACAACCUCCCCGUACUUUAGGGCACCCCUAUUUGAAAAAAUUUUCGAAGCUACUGUACAAUAUCCAGGCCUUAUGACAUUGAAGAGCACGGAUUUAACCCCUGCCAGUUGGAUAGCAAUUUCGUGGUAUCCCAUUUAUCAGGUUGCAGCGCACGAAGUAAAGGAUGAUAUGGCUUCACCUUUCCUUACUUUCCACACCUUGUCUUCGUUUUUCAUAGAUGCUGCUGACGUGACUGCUGACGCGAUCUCUCUCCCUCCAUUUGGGAUUGCUUCAUACAGGCUGGAAGGAGACAUAUGGUUUGGUAGCGAACAAGCAGAUUAUGUGAAGUUCUAUGACCUUCACCGUGCUGCUGAUUCCUGGCUGAAGCAGGUUCACUUCAAUCAUUAUGAUUUUAAGUUCUUCAACAAAAAAGCUGACCAUGACUGCAAUGCUGAUUGCCCUUGUCGUCGCUAUGGAAAUUACCAUAAGGAUUUCUGAUAAAUUAACAGUUUCAUACUGGUUUCGGAACUUUGAGAGCAGUUAUGUAAUGUUCUCUCGAUUUCCUUACUGUAAUAAGUGAAAGCUCGAGAGACUUUGUUAGGAUUACUAAGAAACUUUGGCUGUCUGCUGUGCAUUGUCAUAGACAAGUAA
Daucus carota subsp. sativus is the source of this 1356-nucleotide messenger RNA. RefSeq lists its product as uncharacterized. The record is from RefSeq and is a predicted model, not a curated record. NCBI's taxonomy places the organism in Eukaryota, Viridiplantae, Streptophyta, Magnoliopsida, Apiales, Apiaceae. The transcript has 6 exons. The coding region runs from base 217 to 1203 and encodes 328 amino acids.